CACAAUUAAAAAUGCAAAUGUCCGUUCCUAUGAUGAAGUACCCGGUCCCUGGGGUUUACCUUUGAUUGGUAAUUCUUGGCGUUUUGCCCCGCUCAUAGGCCACUACAAAAUCAGUGAUCUGGAUAAGGUAAUGAAGGAGCUGCACAUUAAUUAUGGUAAAAUAGCCAAAGUUGGUGGACUAAUUGGCCAUCCGGAUUUGCUGUUCGUUUUCGAUGGCGAUGAAAUACGAAAUAUAUUCAAAAAGGAGGAGGCAAUGCCACAUAGACCCUCCAUGCCCUCGCUGAGAAGAUACAAAGGUGUGUUGAGAAAGGACUUCUUCGGAGAUGUUGCAGGGCUAAUUGGAGUGCAUGGUAAAAGUUGGGAAUCAUUCCGCCAAGAGGUUCAACAGAUCCUCUUACAGCCUCAGACAACAAAAAAAUAUAUACCUCCACUUAAUGAUAUUGCCAGUGAGUUUAUGGUGAGAAUUCAUGAAAUGCGUGAUGAAAAUAAUGAAUUACCCGGAAAUUUUCUGCACGAACUAUACAAAUGGGCUUUGGAAUCUGUGGGUCGUGUUGCCUUAGAUACCCGCUUGGGAUGUCUAUCACCCGAGGGUAAUGAAGAGUCACAAAAAAUUAUCAAUUGCAUUAACACAUUCUUUUGGGCUGUGCCCGAGUUGGAGUUGAGAAUGCCAUUGUGGAGAUUUUAUCCCACCAAGGCAUAUCGUAGCUUUAUCAAGGCUUUGGAUGAUUUUACAGAAAUCUGCAUGAAAAACAUUAGUCGCACCAUGGAUGCUGCCGAUUCGUGCACAAAUUUAAACAGAGCGGAAGCUGAUAUCAGUAUCGUGGAGCGUAUUGUACGUAAAACAGGCAAUCGUAAAUUAGCAGCUGUAUUGGCCUUGGAUCUCUUUUUAGUGGGUGUCGAUACGACUUCUGUGGCUGUUUCCUCCACCAUUUAUCAAUUGGCCAAAAAUCCCGAUAAACAACAAAAACUUUUCGCCGAACUGCAAAAAGUCUUUCCCAGUUCACAUGAAGCGGAAAUUAAUCAAAAUGUCCUUGAGCAGAUACCAUAUUUAAGGGCAUGUGUCAAGGAAACUUUAAGAAUGUAUCCCGUUGUCAUUGCCAAUGGUCGUAGCCUACAAUCGGAUGCCAUUAUCAAUGGCUAUCAUAUACCAAAGGGUACAAAUGUCAUAUUUCCCCAUUUGGUUGUGUCAAAUGAUCCAGCAUAUUUUCCAGAACCGAAAGCAUUUCAACCGGAACGUUGGCUUAAACAGAAUGAAACAACAGCAAAUCAACAGAGUAAAUGUCCACAUCAUGAUGGCCACAAAAUACAUCCCUUUGUUAGUUUACCAUUUGGUUAUGGGCGUCGCAUGUGUGUCGGACGACGUUUUGCGGAAAUCGAAUUACAUACUCUGUUGGCAAAGAUCUUCCGCAAAUACAAAGUCGAAUACAAUCAUGGCGAACUGGAGUAUAAAGUCAACUCAACCUAUAUUCCCGAAUCACCGUUGAAUUUUAAAUUAACUGUCAGAGAUGAGUAA
Musca vetustissima is the source of this 1513-nucleotide messenger RNA. RefSeq names its product probable cytochrome P450 49a1 (gene Cyp49a1). Gene Ontology annotation, molecular function: iron ion binding; oxidoreductase activity, acting on paired donors, with incorporation or reduction of molecular oxygen; heme binding. Lineage: Eukaryota; Metazoa; Arthropoda; Insecta; Diptera; Muscidae. The coding region runs from base 131 to 1513 and encodes 460 amino acids. The transcript has 12 exons. The record is from RefSeq and is a predicted model, not a curated record.